Messenger RNA from Pyrus x bretschneideri (Chinese white pear), 692 nucleotides. Its product is annotated as zinc finger CCCH domain-containing protein 43-like. Gene Ontology annotation, molecular function: metal ion binding; mRNA binding. NCBI's taxonomy places the organism in Eukaryota, Viridiplantae, Streptophyta, Magnoliopsida, Rosales, Rosaceae. The record is from RefSeq and is a predicted model, not a curated record. The transcript is spliced from 2 exons. The coding region runs from base 331 to 600 and encodes 89 amino acids.
UCAAUGUGACCCGUAAUUAAUAGGCACUUUCGAUCCGGACGGCUAUCGGAACUCUAUGAAAGCGUCGCCGUUCCCCUAAAUCCCAUUAACAACAACCGCAUCGAUGAUCGAAGUGAUGAUCGAAGUGGUCGUCCACCGUCUAUUCCGUCUCCUCUGCCAUCAGAUCUCAAUCCUGAAAUCCUUGAUUGGAUUCGGACACUUGACCCCGCCGAGCUCGAAAGGAUCUACGCCAUCCUCGAUAAAAUUCAGCAAUUCGACCCCGCCGAGAUUUUGGGGUUGAGUUUGAAGGAAAAGAAUAAAAAAGAAGAAGAGAAGAGGAGAGAGACUGAAAUGGAAAACGAGAAGGAGAGAGAGAAUGAAAGCAGCGGCAUUGGAGGAGAGAAUCAGAAUGGUGGUGAGGUGGAGAAGGAGGGUGUUGAGGAGAGUAGCACAAGGAAUCAGUACCCAUUGAGGCCGGAACCUGGAGACUGUUGGUGGUAUCUGAAGACUGGCAAUUGUAAGUUUGGAUCGAAUUGCAAGUUUAAUCACCCUCGGAGAAGGAAAAACAAGCAGGAAAUAUUUGUGUUGUUGGUGCUCACUUUGUGUUUCUUGGUGUUUUGAACUUUUAUCAUACUUAUUAGAAGAAGGUGUCUAAGGACAAGGCAAAGCAGAGGGAAGAUUUGGCAGAGAAGCAAGACCAGACCGAAAGCAAG